This is a messenger RNA of Morus notabilis, 1287 nucleotides long. RefSeq names its product protein trichome birefringence-like 9. Bases 1 to 1287 code for a protein of 428 amino acids. NCBI's taxonomy places the organism in Eukaryota, Viridiplantae, Streptophyta, Magnoliopsida, Rosales, Moraceae. Gene Ontology annotation, molecular function: O-acetyltransferase activity. The record is from RefSeq and is a predicted model, not a curated record. Gene Ontology annotation, cellular component: Golgi apparatus. The transcript is spliced from 4 exons.
AUGGAUCUCCAAACCUCUCAACAACAACAUCAAACACACUCACAAAAGCUCCAAAUUAUUCAAUCUUUUCCCGUUGUGAUUCUCAAAAGAGAGCUCCGCUAUGCACUUUCUUUCAUCACCCUCGUUAUAUUUUCCGUCGCCAUAUCCAGACUCGUGAGCCCUUUUCAUCCACAGUUCAUAUUUCGCUUCGGUUUCUUUUCUAAUAAUUUGAGACCUAAUUCCUUAGCAGUUUGUGGUAAUGAUCAUUAUUAUUCGUACGGGAGAUGGGUUAGAGAUGAUCUUCGUCCACUUCAGUUGUACGAUGAAAGCUGUCCUUUUCUUGACCCCGGGUUUCGUUGCAGCCAAAACGGGCGAAAAGACGAGGAUUAUCGGAGAUGGCGGUGGCAACCCAACGGCUGUGAUCUUCCCAGAUUUAACGCCAGCGACUUCCUAGAAAGAAGUAGAAACGGAAGAAUAGUGUUUGCAGGCGACUCUAUUGGGAGGAACCAAUGGGAAUCCUUGCUAUGCAUGCUUGCACAAGCAGUGUCAAACAAGUCUACUAUCUAUGAAGUGAAUGGAAGCCCCAUUACUAAGCACAAGGGCUUUCUCUCUAUGAGAUUUCAGGAGUAUAACCUCACCGUUGAGUACUACCGAGCUCCUUUUCUCGUCACCAUCGGCCGCCCACCUCCGAACUCGUCGAAACAAGUGCUCAGCGCCAUUAGAGUCGAUCAAUUGCACUGGUACUCCAAGAAUUGGGCUGGAGCUGAUGUUCUAGUUUUCAAUGAUGGGCAUUGGUGGAACAAGGGCAAGACAACUAGUGUGGGCUGCUAUUUCGAGGAAGACCAGAGAGUAAAUAUGACGAUGGAUGUCAUGGAAGCCUUUCGUAGAUCAUUGCAAACAUGGAAGUCUUGGGCGUUAAGGCAUUUAAAUCCUGAAAAAAGUCAUAUUUUCUUUCGCAGCUACUCCCCCGUGCAUUACAGGAAUGGCACAUGGAAUGAAGGGGGUAACUGUGAUAUGAAUGUGGGACCAGAAACAAAUACCGAAAAUCUAGAAGCUGAUCCAUCAAAUAAUCUAAUCAUCUAUGACGCAGUCAAACAGAUGGAUUAUGGAAACUGGAAGGUCCAGUUCUUGAAUAUCACCUACCUAACGGAGAUCAGGAAGGACGGUCACCCUUCCAAGUAUCGCGAACCAGGAACUCCGCCUCUUGCUCCUCAAGAUUGCAGCCACUGGUGCCUGCCUGGAGUGCCGGACACAUGGAAUGAACUUCUGUAUGCCCGUCUACUAUCAAAAGGAUUCAGAACUAAGUGA